AAAAGAAAAGAAAAAGAAAACAUGAAUGGUCAGUUUAACAAAGAACUAGAGUUCAUGAAAAGGUUCUAAAUAAAAAUCCAAGAGAUUAAAAUUUAUAUGGAAAGUACAGGCAGCAGAAAUGACCAAUGUGCGGACAGAGUAUCAGAAUUAGAAGAUAGAGAUGCUUUAUAGACCAAUUACUCAGAUACCUUAAAAACAAUAAGAGAACAUGAAAAAUGAAUUCAACAGCUGCUAGACCACACAAAGAGGACUAAUUUAAGAUUAAUUGGAAUAAGUAAAAAAUCAGAAAACAGCACAAAGAGCUUAAAAACCUAUGAAAAUAAUAGCAGGAAAGUUUCCAAAUAUGGGAAAAGAAUUAAACAUACAUAUAAUUGAGGCAUACGUAACCCCAAAUAGCCAAAAUCAAAAAAACUGCCCCAUCUCUCACACUAAUCAAAAUACCACAACUGCAACAAUGGGACAAAAUCUUAAAACCUGUUAGAAGAAGCAACAUAGCAGACUUCUCAUCACAAAACUUAAAGGCCAGAAGAGCUUAACAGUGAAACAUUUCAAGCCCUAAAAGAUAACUUCCAGCCCAGACUUUUACAACCUGCAAAACUUCCAAAAUUGAUGGAGAAAUAAGGUAUUUCCAUGACCAAGAACACCUCAAGAAAUUCAUGACCAGUUGUGGUGGGAGAGCGGAGGGGCCCAGAGCGUGACUUGCCCGCUCCUCGCUGCGUUUCCACUGCCUGUCGCCAGUCGCCACCGCUGCCACCACGCAGCCAUGCCUGAGGAGAAGCCCAAGAAGGCUGUGAAGAUGGAGAAUGACCACAUCAACCUGAAGGUGGCUGGGCAGGAGGGCUCGGUGGUGCAGUUCAAGAUCAAGAGGCACAUCCCACUGAGCAACCUGAUGAAGGCCUACUGCGAAAGGCAGGGCUUGUCAAUGAGACAGAUCAGAUUCAGGUUUGAUGGGCAACCCAUUAAUGAAACAGAUACUGCAGCACAGCUGGAGAUGGAGAAUGAGGACACCAUCAACGCGUUUCAGCAGCAGAUGGGAGGUGCGGCCUCCAGAGGGACCGUCGUGCACCCUGCGUUUGCUGUGGAGUGGUGAGCACACAGCCAAGCUGAUCACGGGAGUCUGGGAGCCGAGUACAAUCACCACCCAACUCACAUCUGUCGGGUGCACUUCCAGUGCAAUGCAGAACUGCACCUAGAGACGCGUCUACAGCUUAAAUUGGGCCAGAUUGUUUUCUGAUUAGAUAAAAUGAGUUGUGAGGUUUUUGGUUUUUUCUCCCCUCCCAAAACAUUUUUUUACAAGAAUUGUAGCCGAAUGUUGGCUCCAUCUGUGGCCAAGUUCUCAUCUCAGAGUUGAGACUGCUCCUGAACUGCCUGUGGUAAGUAUACAGACAGUGCACAUUCUCCCAGGGAGUACUGCUGUGGGACCACUGGCAGAAUUUCAUUCACUUUUUGCUGUAGACACAAGUACUGCGAUUGAAACUUGA
Messenger RNA from Heterocephalus glaber (naked mole-rat), 1481 nucleotides. Lineage: Eukaryota; Metazoa; Chordata; Mammalia; Rodentia; Bathyergidae. The record is from RefSeq and is a predicted model, not a curated record.